Messenger RNA from Actinia tenebrosa (Australian red waratah sea anemone), 6146 nucleotides. Its product is annotated as integrator complex subunit 1. The record is from RefSeq and is a predicted model, not a curated record. Gene Ontology annotation, biological process: U2 snRNA 3'-end processing. Lineage: Eukaryota; Metazoa; Cnidaria; Anthozoa; Actiniaria; Actiniidae. Gene Ontology annotation, cellular component: integrator complex.
CAAAAUGGCGGACAUUGAAGUGUUUAGAACUUCUUAUCUUUCUCACUAACUUCCUACAAAUUUUAUAUCAUAUUAACUCGGCAAAGACAGAAUGAGUAAACUGCCACCAUCCAGAAGGCCAAAGGCUGGCGCUCGAGGUCAUCUACCUACAGGAGAUCUCAUUGCACUUGGUCCCAAAAGCUCAAGAGCUGCAGACUCUGACCUCAAGCCCAACAUCCAGCCUCCAAAACCUCCCCAACCACCACCCCCUAAGAAAUUAAACAUACCUGGAAGCAUAGACAAAAAGAGAGACUCCUCUAGUCCUCUAACACCAGCUGGUACUCCAAAACGGAUCAAGCUGAUUGGAUCUCCACCAUACUCCCCUCAUGUACCCAAGGCCGGGGAUGGGGAGAGUUGCAGGAGGCCUAGCACAAGUGGUACCCAGUAUUUUCCAACACAGAUUUCACCGAUCGAAGUUAAUUCCUCUGAACUGGAAAAACAGUUGCUGGAAGCAGAAUUAAAUGGAGACAAGACAAGAAUCGAUGGCUUGCUACUGGGUGCAAUCAAGGGUUUGAAGUCCAAUAGAGCCAAACCUGAUCCUGCGUCAUAUCUUACACUGCUCUACCUUGCCAAGUAUAAACCUGAAUAUUUUGAUUCCAGUAGGAUAUUGGAGGCACUGACAUCCCUUCUGAAGAGAGACAUCUCCGUCAACCUAAAGGCGAACAAAACACUGGCAUCUAUUAUCCCAAUAAUGGCGGCAAACAUACUUCUCUACGUCUACCAAGACAUCGAAGACUGGUCUGAAAGUUUUGUGAAGGUCUAUGUUGAAGAUUCUUUAGGUGACCGUGUGUGGGUAGACACUGAUGCUUGUCAAUCAUUCGUCAAUAAUAUCCUCACAGCAUUUGGUACGAAAAAGAACCCCAAGACUUUCACUAGACAAGGAAGUGAUCCUGGUACAAAGACUACAGGACAGGCUGAGCCUGUACCACCUACCACAGUGUCAGCCACUUAUACAACUAUUAUGAUGCCGUCCACAUCAAGGGAAGAUGACGAGGUGGUGGAAGAAAUGGAUUUGAGUUCCAAUUUAGAAGAAGAUGUCAUCCCUGUUUUUCCAAGGUUUACCUUGUCAUCUGUUGCCAACAACAUUUCAACAUAUGUCUUGGAGCUCGUACAAGAACAGUUGACAAGACGACAACCAGUAGAAAACAUUUCCAGGAACCUGUUACGCCUUUUAACGUCAACAUCGGGCUACAACAAAGUUCGUUUACUUGUGUCUCAAAAGAUUGAAAUGUGGUUAUUGAAUCCAAAGCUUACACGGCCAGCCCAAGAACUAUUGAUGUCAUUGAGUAUCAACUGUAACACUCAUAGCCGAGACGAUGUAGAUGUCAUCAGCAACUUGAUAAGAAUGAGACUCAAGACUAAACCAUUAGCCAAUCAUUAUGUGAGCUGUAUCAGAGAGUUGGUCAACCAGCAUCCUGAAAAUCUUGGCACUGUACUCAAGUACGUCAUCUACAACGAGUUAUCCACGACCCGUAACCCUAACAACAUGGCCCUACUAGGGAUGAUGUUCCAGUACAAACCAGAAGCUGUAUCUAAGAUAUUGGCCAUGGUGUUCCAAGACCUCUUGAUGAACAAGGAUGACUACUUGAGGGCUUGCAGAGCACUAUUAAAGGAAAUCGUUCGUGUCUUGAGACAUGAAAUGAACUUUGUUGCACUUUGCCGAGGGUUUAUGCAGGAAAGAACAGACACACAGUUCAAAGAGCUUGAUCCUGCUGUAAAGGAGAGAAUGUUUCUAUCACUUGCUGACCUGAUCACCAUGACAACAAUGCUCUCAAUCUCACCAGUUGUCAAGGAUCUUGCUAUGGCCUUUGCUAGAGGAGACAAGAAAAAUCUCACAGCACUCCAUGAGUUCCAGAAGAAUGUGUCAGUGAUCCAGAGAGAUGCAGUUUGGUGGCUUCACACUGUAGUGCCAAAGAUGUUCAAUCCAAAUGGCAAAGACUUCCUCAAUUGUUUGCAGAAAGUCCUUUAUUUAGAGCCAUUAGAAAGUUAUUGUGCCAAAGACAACUUUCCUACGGAAGCUGAUAGAAAUCUGUUUUACAACCUGGUGUCUGAUGUCCCAGUGCAGGAGGACACAUUAAUGAGGAUCAUUAUCAUUGGACUUGGCUCAGAACUGCCGUUGAACGCUCCUGAGGCUCUGGACAUUGCUGAUAGGAUAGUGAGACGGGCAGCAACCAUCAAAACAGGAGUCACACCACUGAAAGUCACCCGGCUAGAGUUACUAGAUGCCAUGUUGAACCUGUGUGCUUACCACCAUCCGAAAGACAUACAGCUUCCUACUGGCUAUGUUCAUCCGAAGCUAGCUAUAUCUAAUCUAUACUGGAAGGCGUGGGGAUUAUCGACCAUAGUAUCUUCACUCAACCCUGAUUCUAUAGGCAAAUCUGGUUGGGAUAACUUUCCAAUGUUAAGAAGCUUAAUGGAGAUGAUCAUGACAAACAAUUGUACUUUUCCACCUCCUACCAUUGCCGCAUCGAAUGAUGAGAAAGAACAGAUCAUUGCCCAGGAUAUGCAGUUGGUUCAGAUCGAGAAAGAAGAAAUCUUACAGUUCGAAUCUCAUCUUGCUGCUGCCACAACGGGUGUGGCUAUCACAGAACAAAACAGUUUGUUGUUAAGUCAGCUGAUAUCUAUGGACCCUGUGGGCCCUGCCAGGCGUCCUCCACAGUCGUUUCUGGACGAGCUCAAGAAAACCAACAAGGCCCUCAAACUUGGUCAAAAGCUGUGCCGCAAUCGAUCACCAGAUUUCUUACUGGACAUCAUCCAGAGACAAGGCACGUCACAGAGCAUGCCGUGGCUAGCUGAACUGGUCCAGUCAUCUGAAGGGUCUUUAGACGUCCUGCCUGUUCAGUGUCUGUGUGAGUUCUUAUUGAUGGAGCAACCAGCUGCAGAUAACCUGGAUCAACCCGUCUCCACUAAGGAAGGCCAGGAAAAGAAGAUGAAUAACCAAAAGCACGUGUUGUCACGCCUUCGUUGGCUGUUGACAGGACCUUCAGCAGAUGCUGAUUCUACAGUCGAAGUGAUUGAGUACUUCAUGCGACGAUUAUCAUCAAGUAUAACCAAAGAAAGAAACGCUGCAGCCAAGGGCCUUGAAUUGGUCCUUUCACAAAGCACCGCAUCAAAAGAGGACGAAGUCUCAUUGGUCAGUUUCUCCGAUGACGUUUCCAUGUUGGCGAUGUUCGAGGAGAUGUCCUUCCCAGAAAGCACUUCGGCAAGCACAUUGAAGAGCUCGUUGAAGUGGCUGCUUGUUAACUUACCGAGGUUACCCCACUUUGAAACGGUCAGACCAAUUUGUUGUUUUGCACUAAGACAGUGCUGUCAAGUAGAAAUCGUCCUUCAGCGACUUCAAGCGUACUUGGUGUUUCUUUCGGAGCACACAGGAAGCCCAGCUGACAGUGAUUUUGCCGACGCGUUGCUGGAGAUCUCUCAGUUGGUCAUCGAGAGGCCUACUAUUUUUCACCAAAUGCUCGGAGAUUCGCCUGCUGCGGAAGAGACAUUCCAAGCUUUACUGAGAAUGUAUGAACGAGCUGUACAACACGCUAUUGAAGCUCAAGAGAGUUCUUUCUUUGAAGUAAAUGAUCCUAGUACCUACAACGGCCUACUAGAUACCUGGUGUCCCGAGAAUGGACACGUUAAAGUAUUCUUAACAGAUACAGGUGAAGAGGCCGUGCUUCUGCCUGAAUGGCUGAGACUUCGUAUGAUAAGAGCUGGUACACAGAGGGUAGUUGAUACAGCGAUUUCCGAUUUAAUUCCAUCGCAGCUGGUUUUGUUUGCACAGUCCUUUGGGAUCCCUGUGUACAGCAUGAGUAAACUACUACAGCAGCUUGACGUGGCUGCACAACAUGAUGCCUUGAGCCUCGAUGAAGCUGUUCUUGACAAAGGUACUGUAACACGUGUAUAUCACAGUAUGCUAACUUGCAGUGGACCAGAAUUGAAGCUAUUCCAAAAACUUGAAACGAUUCUGGGAUUGAACGUCGGAGCUGCAGAUAUUGAAGAUAAUGAAGAUACGAAACAAUUAGAAAACGAAAUGAAAGGGCAAUUAACAGCUGAAGUAAUCCAGGCAAAUAAAGGAGAAAUCCCAGAAUGCACUUUGUCGGACAAUUUGAUGAAAUCCUUACUUAAGUUUGUCUCACAGAAUGCUCUCAAACGACAUUCAAAAGCAACCUCUAGUUUCACAGAACUCAUCCAAAAAUUGUCUUCGAGAUGUUCUAAAGCUGGUCCGCUAUCAUGCAUGCUACAACAGUACAAGAAACAGCUUGGAAUCACAGAGACAGAUGUAAAAAAAUCCGUGACUAACAUCUUAAAAGAAAUCGCCCAGAAUGAGGGUAGUGUUGAUGAAACACAAAUAAGAAAGCUUAUUGAAGCUGCAAGAAUACCGGGAACCCGAGCUGAACGUAUUGAUAAAGAUAUAGCUGUUAAAGCUUGCAUGAAAGUCAAGUCAAGCAAUCCUCAGUUACUAGACGAUGUGUGUAAAGCUCUAUUUAGCCUAAUGAUUUUUCAAAAGACUCGACAUGAGCACGCAGACUCACCAUGGAAUUCUAAGCAGUCUCUCCCGCUUAAGACAUGCGUGGAGAUCCUCACGACCUUGUUGUCUUGCGAUCCACAUGGCGAGGAUAGGUCGGCGUAUGAUCUUAGUAAAGGAUUGUUUGUGGAUUGGCUGGAAACUGUUGAUCCUGAGAUAGUUAAUGUUCAUCCAUUAGUUCAGAGACAGCUCUUGUUCAGUGACAGACCACAGAUGAGUAACGAAGAAGGCUCACUUACCUGUACUGAGAAACGUUCCGCUAAUGCCUACCUACUGGCAUCGCUAGCUCAUAAUUCCAACUAUUCGUGUUUGCAAGAUUGUUUGGACUGGUUGCUUGCGCAACACGAGCAGAGCAAUAGGAUCAACCCAGGUGCUGCUCUGGACUUUGUAUGGACCUGUUUUCACAUUCCUCGGCUCUGGCAGGGAAGAGAGCAGAAGUCCACCGCUGUUGGCACAAACACAUCCGAAACGGCUGAAUACGAAGACCCUGUACUAUCUGUCACGCCGACACAGGCAUGUCACGUCACGCGGCUUGUACUAGCAGAGGCAGAUGCUGUGAUACGGAACUUGUGCCGAAAGAAAGGUGUUGCGUUUGAGGAUUUUGAUAAAUAUAACAGUCAAUCUAACCAGGAUGGAUCAGCUGUCAUGGCUUCUCUAAAUCUCGAGGCAAAUGAGCUUAUAGCAGACGUCAUAAGACACCGAAUGCCUCUUUUACUGCUGUGUUGUCAUGGCAAUGACAGCCAUCUUAAGGCGACUGUGGAUUACCUCAUCAAGACCACAAGAUGGCCAUCCUGGUUGAAGAGUCAGUGUCUUGCCCAUAUAUACCUGGCUCAUCCUCGUGUAGUCGUGUGGCUCCAAGAUCAUAAGUCUCUGUUUACAUCAGGUGUAUUUACGAAGGCCACUCACUGUCAGCUGGAUGCUCUGUGUCAUCGAGUGCUUACUAUCCUGGCUGACUGCAAACCUGGUCGAGAAUACGAAGAAAGCGCCAACAGUUCGAGUCUGCUGUGCAGAAGUAUUGCAGCAACACAUCCCAUGCUACUUUUACGACAUUUACCAAUGAUCGCCUGCCUGUUACGAGGUCGUGUUCAUCUGACGUCAAAAGAAUUCUCCAAUCAGCAGCAUCUUCUUCUCUUCUCUCACGUGUUGGGGAUUCUAGAUCUUGUUCGACCCCACGUGUUUAUUGAAGACAAGUGUAUCGAAGAUGGGCUUGAGGAGACAUUGUUUGUUUACUUCGAACUCGUUCAGUCGCCUUGUUUGGGGUUCAAAGAGGUUGCCAGUGUCCUUUCCAAGUUUACCGAGUUCUUAUAUCAUUACUGUACAAAUAAACCUGAAAAAUCCUUGGCUCUACUGCAAAGCAAAUCUGCCUUACUCAACGAUUUGUUGUAUGAUUUUCCUGACCUGCCAUCUCUCAAGUGUUUGGUCAGUGCUCUAUCGGUUCCAAAAGCAUCUGCUCCAAUGUCGAGUACCGCUGUAUCGUUACCUGCAGGCUCGUCUAAGUUUCGUACAAUGAUUAUGCCGCUGGAAAUCUCGACAUGGACGCCUGCGCAACUGGCGCCAGCAGUUCAGCAGCUGUCUCCAUGGAAACCCUCACAAG